Gekko japonicus is the source of this 2103-nucleotide messenger RNA. RefSeq names its product F-box protein 46 (gene FBXO46). Gene Ontology annotation, biological process: intracellular signal transduction. The transcript has a single exon. The record is from RefSeq and is a predicted model, not a curated record. Bases 91 to 2073 code for a protein of 660 amino acids. Gene Ontology annotation, molecular function: protein binding. Lineage: Eukaryota; Metazoa; Chordata; Lepidosauria; Squamata; Gekkonidae.
CUCCCAGGCCCCAGGAAGACGCCCCGAGAGCAGACGGCCACGGGCUAGGGGGCAGCCACCUUCCCCCCGCCGCCUGGCCAUGAGAGAGCGAUGGAUCAGAACACGUUCUCCCACAUCCAGCUGUGGUGCCCGCGGCCCUUCGGCACCUACUCCCAGAACAAGCAGUGCGGCGGAGGCCAGGUGAGGAAGACCUUCGGGGACUUCGCCUGCAAGGCCAAGGAGGAAGAAGAAGAGGGCGGCGGAGAGGCCAGUUCGGAGAACACCCCGCCUCCCCCGCCCCCCGUUGCCUCCCCCAACCCCGGCCAGGUGGAGGAGGGGGGGGUGCUCCUGGACACGUGGUACGUGAUCAAGCCCGGCAACACGAAGGAGAAGAUUGCGUUUUUCGUGGCCCACCAGUGCAGCAGCGGGAGCCGGGCGAGCGCCAUGAAGGUGAAAGGCAACUGGGGGAGCGACAGCUCCAAGGCCAAGCGCCGGCGGCGGUCGCACGACCCCAGCAAGGCCGCCAAAGCCGGGCCCGUCAAGGCCAAGGAGGCCGUCAAGGAAGCGGAGGACGUGUGCCUUUGUCCGGAGGCCCACGCCGACCCAGGCGGCGACACCGACCUGCUCUCGGUGGCCGAGAUGGUGGCGUUGGUGGAGCAGCGGACGGCCUUGGCCCUGCAGAGCUACCCCCGGCCGAGCCCGGCCUCCGCGCCGCCGUCCCCUAUGGUGUUCGUGUCCACGGACCAGGAGCAAGGCGACGGCGGGGAGAAGAAGGGGCCGUCGCUGGGGGGCGGCCCCGACUGCAGCCGGGUGGCCGAGGCCGUGGCCCACUUCGAGUCACAGCAGCGGGAGCGGAGCGUCCUGCGGCAGAACGGCCUGUGCCGGGAGUCGGCCGAGUGCGUGGCCAAUUCCCAGCACAGCCCCGGCGAGGUCCGCAUCGCCUUCCGGAUCUCCAGCAGCCGGGAGCCGCGCUCACCCACCGAGGCCGGCUCCGGCGCCCGCCCCAACUGCGUGUUCAUGAGCUGCGGGGGCUCGCCCACCGGCAACGCGGCCCGUGCCAAAGACAAGAUCACCUGCGACCUCUACCAGCUCAUCAGCCCCUCCCGGGACACCCUCCCCAACAACGUGGACUUCCUGCUGGCCACCGCCUCCCCGAAAGCGGCGGACGGGUCCGGCCCGGAGCCCCCGGACGUCGAGAUGACUUGCGGCGAGAGCCAGGGCGGCUCCGGCAAGCUGGACGCCAUCCCGGAAGGGGGCCGAGGCGGCGGGGAGAAGCCGGGCGGCCCCGCCGGCCCCAUCUCCCGGGAUUGCGUGUCGGGCUUCCACGUCGACGUGGUGGUCACGGGCGUGGUGGACCAGUGCGUCUUCUUCGGCAAGGACAGCACCAAGAACAUGAAGGAGGAGACGGUGUGCCUGACGGUCGGCUCUCCCACCCAGGAAGUCCUCUGCUCCUCUUGCGACGACCCACCGCCGGGGCAGCUCUUCUUCCUCCACGCCCAACCCCCUCGGCCCGAAGACGGGCGGGAGGGCAACGGCGCCUUCUUGGACGCCAGCAGCAGCGGCGACGGCGCCCCCGACGGGUCCGGCCUGGAGCCGGCGGCCUCGGACACCUCCCUGUGCCGCCUCUACCGCCACGUCUCCCACGACUUCCUGGAGAUCCGCUUCAAGACCCGGCCCCUGCUGGCGCCCCGCCAGUACAUGCUCCUCCUCCCGGACCACGUCAUGGUGAAGAUCUUCAGCUACCUGCCCACGCAGUCGCUGGCCGCCUUAAAAUGCUCCUGCCACUAUUUCAAGUACGUCAUCGAGACGUUCGGCGUGCAGGCCACGGACUCCCGGUGGAACAGGGACCCCUUGUACCGCGACGACCCCUGCAAGCAGUGCAAGAGGCGCUACGAGAAGGGGGACGUCUCCCUCUGCCGCUGGCACCCCAAGCCCUAUCAUCACGACCUGCCUUACGGACGCUCCUACUGGAUGUGCUGCCGACAGACGGACAAGGACACCCCCGGGUGCCGGGUGGGGCUGCACGACAACAACUGGGUGCAGCCCUCCGACAUGUUGCGGGAGCGGGCCGGCCGGCGGGAGGACGGGAGGUGAGGGGCGGAGGGCGGGGAGGGGAGUUUUUGA